This is a messenger RNA of Dovyalis caffra, 1413 nucleotides long. Lineage: Eukaryota; Viridiplantae; Streptophyta; Magnoliopsida; Malpighiales; Salicaceae. The record is from the annotation of a GenBank genome assembly.
AUGAAGGCCAACAAUAUCCUGACAUGGCUAGCUCUCUCACUCGCCAUUUUGAUCACUUUUAGCCACUCCAGUGCAGAACAAACACAACCCUUUUCAAAUAUUCUGAAAUUUGAUAUGUUUCUCGACAAAAUUGACAAAUGGAGUCAUCAUCAUCAUCAGAUACAAUCUCAAGAAACAGGACUGAAACUAGCACCCUCUACGGUUCUAGCAGGAAUUUUCUGUUUCAUAGCUGCUUCUCUAUCCAGUGCAGGUGGCGUUGGUGGUGGGGGGUUGUAUAUUCCUAUACUGACUAUAGUGGCAGGUCUAGACCUGAAAACAGCCUCAAGUUUCUCAGCUUUUAUGGUCACAGGAGGGUCUAUUGCUAACGUCAUGUGUAACUUGUUUGCCAGAAGUGCUAAGUUUGGUGGUAAGACUUUGGUAGACUUUGAUAUUGCACUUCUGUCAGAACCAUGCAUGUUGUUAGGAGUUAGUGUUGGAGUUAUUUGUAAUCUUGUUUUUCCUGAGUGGCUUAUCACCAUUUUGUUUGCUGUUUUUCUUGCUUGGUCUACCUUUAAGACUUGUAAGAACGGUGUUUUUCAUUGGAAGUUGGAAUCAGAAGAAGUGAAAAGAAAUGAGUGUGGGAAUUUGGAAAAUGGGUUGGUUGAAAAUGAGACUAGCUCUGAAGGAAGUGAAGAGGUGAAGAGCGUGAAAGAGCCUCUUUUGGGUACUAAAUUACCUAUUAGCAAAUUGAGUUUUCCAUGGAUGAAGUUGGGGAUGUUAGUCCUGAUUUGGUUCUCCUUCUUCUUCGUCUAUCUUCUCCGUGGCAAUCGGUAUGGAGAGGGUAUUAUAACAAUGGAGCCAUGUGGAUUGGGAUACUGGAUUGUCUCAUCACUCCAAAUUCCUCUUGCGAUAAUUUUCACAGCAGUGAUACUACACAGAAAAGAGAGCUGCCAACAUCAAACUAUGAACCAGCAGGGCAUGGAAGACUUAACAGGAGGUGGAACAUCAAACCAGCUGAUUUUCCCAAUCAUGGCAUUAUUAGCAGGGUUGCUGGGAGGAGUUUUUGGCAUUGGAGGUGGAAUGCUUACCAGCCCACUUCUGCUUCAUGUGGGAAUACCACCUGAGAUAACUGCAGCGACUUGUUCAUUCAUGGUUUUCUUUUCGUCUACAAUGUCAGCGUUUCAGUAUCUGUUGUUCGGCAUGGAACAUGUUGAUGCUGCCGUCAUCCUUUCUGUCAUUUGUUUUGUUGCAUCGCUUCUUGGGUUGCUGGUGGUACAGAGGGCCAUAGUGAAGUAUGGCAGGGCUUCCAUGAUUGUAUUCUCAGUUAGUACAGUAAUGGCUUUGAGUGCUGUUCUGAUGACCAGCUUUGGAGCUCUUCAGGUCUGGAGGGAUUAUAAUUCUGGGAGAAACAUGGGGUUCAAACUCCCCUGUUGA